This is a messenger RNA of Lathyrus oleraceus (garden pea), 1566 nucleotides long. RefSeq names its product probable transcription factor At1g11510. The record is from RefSeq and is a predicted model, not a curated record. Gene Ontology annotation, biological process: regulation of DNA-templated transcription. Gene Ontology annotation, cellular component: nucleus. The coding region runs from base 93 to 1298 and encodes 401 amino acids. The transcript has a single exon. Lineage: Eukaryota; Viridiplantae; Streptophyta; Magnoliopsida; Fabales; Fabaceae.
AAUUUGAGGUGAAUAUAUAUUAUAAUUGCUGACACUCCUUCAUAACCUCUUCACCUCUUACUUGAAACCCUAAUUUCAAUUUCCGUUCCGCCAUGGGAAAGAAACGGAGCUCAACUCAAAUCGAGAAGCUUUCCGCUCCCAAAGAAGACGAGCCACCCACCCCCGCCCCCAGAGACGACGGAAAACCACAUCCGGAAGAAGACAAAGUCUCCGAACAUGAAGAUGAUGAAGAUUCAUCAGCUUCUUCGUCUGAAGCGGAAGAAGAUGACGAUGAAGAAGAGGACACCCCUUCCAAAAACUCAAGUCCACCGCUGACCAACCCUCGUCCCAAAACCGAAGACGAUUCAGACUCUGAAGACGAUGAGUCUGAAACUGAUUCAGACUCUGAAGAUGAACCUGCUCCCAAGCUCAAAUCCCUCAACUCAAACUCAAAGCCUGUGGAUCAGAUCAAAUCGAAGGCCGACCCCAAACCCUCCUCUGCACCACCAGCCAGAUCUGGAACCAAACGUCCGGUUGACAAUGAUCCUAUACAAUCAAAGAAGAGGAAAACUCAAGCUCCUGCUGAGGAGGACAACAAGAAGUCCGGGGAUGAGUCUAAGAAGUUGUUUCAGAGAGUCUUCAAUGAGGAUGAUGAAAUGGCCAUUCUCAAAGGUAUAUAUGAUUUCAUUACCAAAACAGGGACCGAUCCUUUUAAGUACCACACGGCUUUUUAUGAGUUUGUGAAAAAGUCGAUUCACAUCAAAGUUACACUGGAGCAGCUCAGAGAUAAGAUGCGGAGGCUGAAGCAUAAAUACGAGACUAAGGCCAAGAGUGGAAAAACUCCUAAUUUCACCAAAGAUAACAACCGGAUAAUGUUUGAAUUUGGCCAAAAGAUUUGGGGUGGUAAACUCAAUGUUAAUGAAGCUGAAGAAAAGGGAAAACCUAAUGGGAAACUUUCCAAGAAGGAACCUGUGGCUAAGAAACCAAGAACAACUAAGAAAUUGGUUUUGGAACCUGAUUCACCGCUGCCUGUUGUGAAGGACACGAGGAAGGUGGAAAGUACUGAUACGGGUUCCGGUUCGAUUCUGGCUUUGAAUGAACUGAUUCGUUUUGACGAGAGUGUAAGUGGCUCUGGGAAGACUGUGGGUGCGAUGAAGAGGGGAUUGGAGUUAAUGGGGGAAUCAGAGAGGGAAGAGUUGGAGAGAAGGUGGGAGAAGGUGCAGGUUGCUGAACUGGAGGUGUUCAAGAUGAGAGCUGAUUUGGCUGUGGAUCAGGCUAUAUCGAUAUUGGAUGCAUUGAAGUCGUCAUCAGGCGAUUAGGUUUGUUGUUAAUGGCAGUGUUGGUUAACUGUGGUAAUAUAUAACUUUGGUCUUUGAUUUGUGUUCAGAUUUUUUUUUGGCUAUGGUCUAGUGAUACUUUAGUUUACAGUUCUGCUGUUUAAUUAUUUACCUUUUGAAAUUAGUAUUGUGGUUUUAGAAUUCAAUGGAUAAUUUUAAACACAAUAUGCAAAUGCUAUGCACAUAUUGUGUUGUUGUGAAGUAUUGGUAUAAUAUUAUGGAAAUAUGACAUGAAGUCUGCUUUUGAAUA